AUGACCAUUCAAAAUAUCUUGAAUUUAGUAGACUCUUUUAAAAUCUUAUUAAUGAAUGAGUAUGAUGCUGUGAGAUUGUAUCAUUUUAAACAAAUUUUUAUUGCUUCAAAUAAAUUUAAUGAUAUAGUAAAUAAUUAUUCUCCAGCUGAUUAUUCUCCUACAAAACUGGUAUGGUGUAAUGAGUUUGUUAUCCAAUUAAAUGAAUUGCUUGCAUUUUUAAUAUAA
Heterobilharzia americana is the source of this 225-nucleotide messenger RNA. NCBI's taxonomy places the organism in Eukaryota, Metazoa, Platyhelminthes, Trematoda, Strigeidida, Schistosomatidae. The record is from the annotation of a GenBank genome assembly.